This is a messenger RNA of Solanum pennellii, 1130 nucleotides long. RefSeq names its product NAP1-related protein 2-like. The coding region runs from base 98 to 925 and encodes 275 amino acids. The transcript is spliced from 11 exons. Gene Ontology annotation, cellular component: chromatin; nucleus. Gene Ontology annotation, biological process: nucleosome assembly. Lineage: Eukaryota; Viridiplantae; Streptophyta; Magnoliopsida; Solanales; Solanaceae. Gene Ontology annotation, molecular function: chromatin binding; histone binding. The record is from RefSeq and is a predicted model, not a curated record.
UUCUGUUCUUCACACGUGCACUGUUUUAGUUGGACAACAUAUAAAUUCAUGGGUUUAGGGUUUAAGAGAGCAGUUGAACGUUGUGUAGGGGAAUAAGAUGGGUGCAGACAAAGGGAAGAAACAAAAAGUGGAUGAAGAAAACAACAUUGAUGGUGACCUUGUUUUUUCCAUUGAAAAAUUGCAAGAAAUUCAAGACGAGCUUGAGAAGAUUAAUGAAGAAGCAAGUGAUGAAGUAUUGGAAGUGGAACAGAAGUACAAUGAGGUCCGCAAGCCUGUCUAUGAUAAGCGAAACAACAUCAUUAAAGCUAUUCCAGAUUUCUGGUUGACUGCUUUUUUGAGCCAUCCUGUCCUAGGUGAACUUCUAACUGAAGAAGACCAAAAGAUCUUCAAGUUUCUUAGUUCUAUUGAAGUGGAAGAAUCUAAAGAUGUGAAGUCGGGCUAUUCGAUCACCUUUAACUUCAGUGCAAAUCCUUAUUUUGAAAAUACAAAGCUCUCAAAGACCUAUACCUUCCUUGAAGAUGGACCGACAAAGAUUUCUGCUACAACAAUAAAAUGGAAAGAAGCCAUGGGCAUCCCUAAUGGAGUUUCUCAUGAGAAGAAUGGAAACAAGCGAUCUCAUGCUGAGGAAAGCUUCUUUACAUGGUUCGGUGAAGUCAAUCAAAAAGAUGAGGAUGAGGAUGAGGCUCUAGAGAUUCAGGAUGAGGUUGCUGAGAUAAUUAAGGAUGACUUGUGGCCGCACCCGCUCACGUAUUUUAACAAUGAGCCUGAUGAAGAAAAUUUCGAUGGGGACCAGUCCUCCGAAGGUCAAAAGAUCAUAAUGGUCAUUGAGGGUGGGAGAAAACUGCGGACUCGAGUGGAACUUGAGGGUAAGGAGAGUGAAGGCUCUGAAGACGAUGAGGAGGACGAAGAUGGCGAUGAAGAAUGAAAGGAGAUAAACACCUAUCUUAUCAUAGGCUAUCAUCUUCAAUGUUUUAAUCAUUGGGGUUUGGUGUCUGUAAAGAUCUAAAAGAUGAAAAAUUACAGUGGUGACUAAUUUUUCUUCUUCUACUUGUAUGGUUGGUUAUAAUAAAAUAUCUAAUUUCAGAGGUUUCAUUUACGUUUGCCUUCAAUAGAUGGAUACAAAUUCAUAA